Molecule: messenger RNA, 642 nt
Organism: Stylophora pistillata
Lineage: Eukaryota; Metazoa; Cnidaria; Anthozoa; Scleractinia; Pocilloporidae
Product: zinc finger protein 454-like
Source: RefSeq, a predicted model, not a curated record
AUGCCUCGUUCAUUUACACUAAGAAGACUGACUACGCCAAAACAUUCGGACACGUCGCAAAGUACAGGAAGGGAUGAAAGUGAAAGAGAACAAAAAGUCUUGGAACAUCCAGAUGCAGAUAACACAAGAGUAAGGACUGAAACUAGCCAAGUAAGAAGUGAUUGGAGUGUGACACAAGAGUUAGUAGAUGGGAGCCAAUCGCAGGAGAGUGCUAAUAGGGAAUGCGCAGAGGGUCUGUCCUUUUCCAUAGAAAAAAUCCUGACUUUACCUGCCUCUGGAGCAAAACGUACCCAUCGGAAACCUAUUGUUAAAAAGUCCAGCAAUGCUUCAAAUUACCACUGCCCUCACUGCGGAAAAGUCUUUAAAACUAAUUACACUUUUGGAAAGCACAUGAAAAUGCCCGAACACACGAGUGACAAGCCAUUUGCAUGUCAAACAUGUGGCAAAGGUUUUCGUCUCUCCAGUACACUGUGUAGACACAAGAUUAUCCACACCAAUCAGCGACCCUUCAAAUGUCACGUGUGUAACAAAGCCUUCAAUCGCCAAUCUACACUAAAGACACAUUACAAAAUCCAUAAAGGCCUGGUAACGAAUGACAACAAUGUUGUACAGCCAAGCUACGGCUGCGUUGCAGUCUGGUAA